AUGGUGGCGGAUGGAUCUGAGUUUGUGUUCGCUGCUGGUGGUGGCUCGAAGGAGGGUCUGGUUGCUGAAGAGAAGCGUGCUCGUACCCGAGAGAUGUUGGAUGUUGGUGGAUUGGAUUCUGAUGUGCUUCCUCCUUCCUUGCCCCCAAUUUCAAUGAGCUUCAAAGAUAAAGUCUGUGGUGAUUUUGGGAUGGCUGAGGAUAAGUUUGAUAUCAGUGAUGAUGAUGUUGUAAUCAAGCAUGGGGCUAUUCCAUCCAUUGAGUUUUCUGAAAGGGUUAAGGAUUGCUUGUACAGGCCUUGGAGGACUGCUGUGAUUAUUAAGCUAAUGGGUCGGCCUCUUUCGUAUACUUUCUUGCGUGAUCGCUUGCUUCAACGCUGGGAGUUGAAGGGUCCAAUGAGUUUAGUUGAUCUGGAAAACAAUGAUUUCAUUGUCAAAUUUCUUCUUGAGGAAGAUAAGAGGUAUGUGCUCACUGGCGGUCCCUGGCAAAUUGCUGGGCAAUAUAUUGUGACUCAAAAUUGGAAACCUGGGUUUAAUGCUAAAGAAGAGAGGGUUACUCACAUGACAGCUUGGGUUCGAAUCAAUGGGUUGAAUGUGGAGUUUUUUCGUACUGAUGUUAUGACGAAAAUUGGAAAUCUCAUUGGUACUACCGUAAAGGUGGAUGCGCAUACUAUGGGUCAAGCUCGAGGUAAGUUUGCUAGGCUGUGCAUUGAGCUUGAUUUAUCGAAGCCUCUUAUCCCCUUUAUUGAAGUUGAGGGACGUACUUAUGGGGUUGUUUAUGAGGGGAUUCAGCUAGUCUGCUUUGAAUGUGGUUGUUUUGGUCAUGGUAGAGAUUCUUGCCCUGUUAUUAUGGAGGCUAAGCAAAAGCAGGCUGCUGAGGAAGAAGCUUUUGAGAAUAUGGAGGGUACUCCUCCCGCUCCAAAUGAGGAUGUUGUUGUGGACCCUGCUAAUUUGGCUGCUGAGACUCCAGCUAAGAUGCAUGGUCAAUGGAUGCUAAUGAAACCAAAAAACUUCAGAAAGAAGGUUCCACAUGAACAAGGGCAGUUGUUCUCUUCUCCCAAGAAGUCUGAUAAGGCUAGUGGUGUGAAGAUGGCCAAUAGCCA
This is a messenger RNA of Prunus avium (sweet cherry), 1100 nucleotides long. The record is from RefSeq and is a predicted model, not a curated record. Lineage: Eukaryota; Viridiplantae; Streptophyta; Magnoliopsida; Rosales; Rosaceae.